AUGGAAAAAUUCCAAGACGAAAGUUUAUUUGAAAGCUAUGUGAUAAUAGAUGGCCGUAAGUUCAUUAGCCAUGGAGCAACUUAUCCAUUCCCAAGCGAUGAAAUAGAGGCUAAUCGAUUGAAUAAUAGACAUUUUCGAAUAAGAUGGAUUUGGAAAGAGAAUUUUGCAGCGCCAAUUAAAGAAAAAUUAGCUGCUGAUAAAAUGACAGUUCUUGACAUUGGGUGUGGCACAGGUGCAUGGAUAGUUGAUAUGGCAAAAGAAUACCCACGAUCAUCUUUUGUCGGCGUGGAUUUGAUAAAUUUAUUCCCAGGGGAAGAGGAAACAAAAAAAAAUCUUUUAUUUUUGCAAAUGAACGUGUUAGAUCGACUUCCUUUCGAUGAUGGCUCUUUUGAUUUUGUUCAUCAACGUGAUUUAAUGCACGCCUAUACAGAGACACAGUGGCAAACUAUUGUGAUUCCUGAGAUUGCGCGAGUUACAAAGAGCGGUGGGUAUUGUGAGUUUUAUGAAGAAAGUGACAAGUGGGAAGAUCAAGGUCCUAUUUACGAAAAUAUCUCAAAUACAUUUUCUUGCAUAAUGGCCACUAAGGGGGUCAAUUCAUCAAUAGCCACACGCAUUGAAGAGUUCCUCAAGGAGAAUGGACAAUUUACCGAUAUUAAAGUCCUCGUUGAACGAAUGCCUGUUGGUAGUUAUGCUGGUAGAAUUGCGGAAUUGACCCUUGAAAAUACUCUGAAUGAAUUAGCUGGACUGAAACCAAUACUGAAAGCUCCGCUCGGAGUAACGGAUCAAGAAUUCGACAAUAUGAUCGGAGAGCUACGUAAAGAAUGCGAUGAGUGCAAGACAUGGUUUAAGGCUUAUAGGUAUUAA
Molecule: messenger RNA, 864 nt
Organism: Ambispora leptoticha
Lineage: Eukaryota; Fungi; Glomeromycota; Glomeromycetes; Archaeosporales; Ambisporaceae
Source: the annotation of a GenBank genome assembly